AAAAGCUUCCACCAACUCCAUUAUUCUCGUUACUUGGUCGCACUGGAUGAUGCUUGCUUAGCUAUACAUGAUAUAUCCAAUGAAAAUUUAAAUUACUCUAGCCUACAAAUCUAAAAAGUUGGCCACUUUUUCGCAAGUAGCAACAUAAAUCAAGGGAAAAUCAAACGAAGAGCCCAUGGUUUUGUAAUUACUAGUACUUGGACUCCCUUUUCAUUGCUUGUCGUUUACAAUCACCGCACUUUUUUGCCUAUAAAAUUAGCAACCUUUGCCCAUUGCUCUUCAGUCUUCAGUCUUCAGUCUCCACCCACCUUACUGCAAGGCAAAGCCAAGAAACCAAGAACACGCCAUGGCGCCCGCGACGGCCAAGCUUGUCUCCCUCGGCUUCCUCCUCCUCGCGGCGGCCUCGUCGACGCCGCUGGCGGCGGCCACGACGCUGACGCUCCACAACCUCUGCCCGUACCCGGUGUGGCCGCUGGUGACCCCGAACACCGGCUUCCCGUCCAUCUCCGACAACACGGGCCGCCUGGACGGCGGCGGCCGCGGGCUCGUCUCCUUCCGCUUCCCGCCGAGCUUCUGGGCGGGCCGCGUGGUGGCGCGCACGGGCUGCCGCAGCGGCGGCUCCGCGUGCGAGACGGGCGCCUCGCCGCCGGCGACGGUGGUGCAGCUGGUGGUGCACGCGGAGGGGCAGGACCUGGCGGCGUACAGCGUGAGCCUGGUGGACGGGUUCAACGUGCCGGCGGUGGUGAGCCCGCAGGCGGUGGGCGGCGGGCAGUGCCCCGCCCUCGGGUGCGCGGCGGAGCUGAACGCCGAGUGCCCCCGCGCGCAGCGCGUGGUCGGGGCGCGCGGCGAGGUGGUGGCGUGCAGGGGCCCCGCGGGGUACUUCAAGGAGCGGUGCCCGCUGACGCGCACCACACCCGCCGACGUGGAGCCCGUGCCGCAGCGGUGCUUCGGCCCCGGCGAGCUCAAGGUCGUCUUCUGCCAGUCCGCCAUGGUGAACGCCGCCGCAGGCGUCGCCGGCGAGGCCACCGGGCACAUCCGCACCGUCGUCGCCGACAACUAGAGCCUAGCUAGCUAGCUGCUGUGCCUGGGCAGCCAGAAAGACGCCGGUGGCCGCCGGCCUCUGUUUAGUGCGCAAUGAUGGUAGAUUAAGGAGGUAAUUUAGCGUGUGUUAGUGUUGUGAGACCGUGUCAGUGUUCGUGUGUGGUGGUGACCGUUGGCUUGGUUGCCAAGUGUCCGGCCGGCCGUGACGAGUGAAUAAAUGCAUGCAUUGAGCACACGCAUGCGUCAUGUAGUAUGUUUUUUGAAUUUGUGACAAGUGUCAUGAUGUCUCA
Messenger RNA from Panicum virgatum (switchgrass), 1331 nucleotides. RefSeq names its product osmotin-like protein. The transcript has a single exon. NCBI's taxonomy places the organism in Eukaryota, Viridiplantae, Streptophyta, Magnoliopsida, Poales, Poaceae. Bases 347 to 1060 code for a protein of 237 amino acids. Gene Ontology annotation, cellular component: extracellular region. Gene Ontology annotation, biological process: defense response. The record is from RefSeq and is a predicted model, not a curated record.